Messenger RNA from Lagenorhynchus albirostris (white-beaked dolphin), 4235 nucleotides. It is a transcript of the gene PPP1R37, whose product is annotated as protein phosphatase 1 regulatory subunit 37. Gene Ontology annotation, molecular function: protein binding. NCBI's taxonomy places the organism in Eukaryota, Metazoa, Chordata, Mammalia, Artiodactyla, Delphinidae. The transcript has 12 exons. The record is from RefSeq and is a predicted model, not a curated record. The coding region runs from base 1390 to 3516 and encodes 708 amino acids.
UGCAUCGGCAGGCGGACUCUCAACCACUGCGCCACCAGGGAAGCCCAGAUUUACUUUUAAAAAGUAAUUUCUGCCCCCUCUGUAGUCCCAUCUAUUUAAGAAGGUAAGUGAAGAUUCCAUUAAAUAUGGAUGAGAUUUGCUUUGUUCCUCCUCAGUCGUCAAAGCGCGGUGGCCAGUGAAGUUGAAUGAAGCAUGUGGAGAGCCUCAGCUCCCAUAUGUCCAUUCACAGAGCUACCUUUGGCGACUCCUGGGCCUAGCUUCGAGUUGCCUAAGCAACGAUGUCGCCUGCUCCUCCCCACGUAUCCUUUUUUGGUUUUAGCUCCUCCUUCCCCGAGUUGCCUGUUGGGCUGGGAUAGCGUGGAGAAAGUGCGGAUGCGAAUACUAAGCGACUGAAUCGAGCCCUUGUGGGGGCGUGGCUUGAGUUCGUGCUAGUUCGCUACUGGCUCUGUGAUCUACCUGGUCCAUCGCCCGGUAUUUUGGUUGGCAGAUUGGUCCCUUGCUUUUGGCAUUUCUUCCUUCGUUCAGUUUUUUAAAAAACUUAAAUCAGGGCUGUAAUAUUCCUUAUGGGCUCCUAUUUCAAUUUUUAAAUUUAAAUUGUAUUUUAUACAACGCUAUCCAAAUACAGAGGGUUAUUGAUGAAGCUGCAGUCUGCAAAUGGAAGGCUAGAGACUAACCAGCAAGUGGGGACUGGCUUCGUCUGCAGGCAGAUGGUCCCUCUGUCCGCAUCCAUCACCUGUACUCAUAUAUUCAACACAGCGUCUGUCGCCUUCCCUUUCAAGUUCUCCAUCUCUUUACUUCUCUCCUUACCAGUUGGCCUAGCCCCACCAAGCAGAUAUUUUUAUUUCUAUCAACUCCAUUCCCUUCUCCGUGCCUGAGCUCGUGACGAAUGUCCGAGAGCCUAAACAUUAGUUAUCUAGAUUAAAGCGGGGAGGCGCGGUGGGGGCGGCUCAGGUUCGCGCUUGCGCGCUGCUCUGGGAGACGGCGUCCACCUCGCCCCGCCCCUCAUAUUCUGCAGUUCCGGCUCUGCAGAUUCACUGCUCACGUUUCUUUUUACUGCGGCUCUUUCUGCCUUUUGUUUGCCCCCUUUAACAAAGCACGAGACAACUCUACCUGCAAAUAACUUAAAUUGAUUUUCUGCUUUUCUGGGUACUCGGCGGGCUCACCGGCCCUUAACGAAAGUGCGGCUGCGAACGAGCAGGCGCGCACGGGGCUCGGGGGAGGCGCGCUCGAGCUCCCGGCGGCGACGACUACGACGACCAGGAGAGCGGACGGAGGCGGCGCCUGAAGCAGUGGCUGAGCCCAUGCCCCGGGACGGCGGGAGGGCCCGGAGAGACAAGUCCGGGGCCCGGGGCAUGUCCCCAGGGCCCCCGUGAGGAGGUGGCGGCGGCGAUGGAGGUCCCGCCGCAGGAGGCGCCGCCCGAGCCGGGCGCGGACGGCGAAGCCGAGGAGGCCCCCGCCGAGGCCCCGUCUCCCAGCCCCGCAUCGCCCCCGGCCGACGGGCGCCUCAAGGCUGCGGCCAAGCGCGUUACAUUCCCGUCCGACGAAGAUAUCGUGUCCGGAGCUGUGGAACCCAAAGACCCGUGGAGACACGCCCAGAACGUGACCGUGGAUGAGGUCCUUGGUGCCUACAAGCAGGCCUGCCAGAAGCUAAGCUGCAGGCAGAUCCCCAAGCUCCUCAGGCAGCUCCAGGAGUUCACGGACCUCGGGCACCGUAUCGACUGUCUGGACCUGAAAGGUGAGAAGCUCGACUACAAGACCUGCGAGGCCCUGGAAGAGGUCUUCAAGAGGCUGCAGUUCAAGGUCGUGGAUCUGGAGCAGACGAACCUGGACGAAGAUGGUGCCUCAGCCCUCUUCGACAUGAUCGAGUACUACGAGUCGGCCACCCACCUCAACAUCUCCUUCAACAAGCACAUCGGCACCCGGGGCUGGCAGGCCGCCGCCCACAUGAUGCGCAAGACAAGCUGCCUGCAGUACCUGGACGCCCGCAACACGCCCCUGCUGGACCACGCGGCGCCCUUCGUGGCGCGUGCCCUGCGCAUCCGCAGCAGCCUGGCGGUGCUACACCUGGAGAAUGCCAGCCUGUCAGGGCGGCCCCUCAUGCUGCUCGCCACGGCCCUGAAGAUGAACAUGACUCUGCGGGAGCUGUACCUGGCCGACAACAAGCUCAAUGGCCUGCAGGACUCGGCCCAGCUGGGCAACCUGCUCAAGUUCAACUGCUCCCUGCAGAUCCUGGACCUCCGUAACAACCAUGUACUGGACUCAGGUCUGGCCUACAUCUGCGAGGGCCUCAAGGAGCAGAGGAAGGGGCUGGCGACCCUGGUGCUGUGGAACAACCAGCUCACGCACACGGGCAUGGCCUUCCUGGGCAUGACGCUGCCGCACACACACAGCCUGGAGACACUGAACCUGGGUCACAACCCCAUUGGGAACGAGGGCGUGCGGAACCUCAAGAACGGCCUCAUCGGCAACCGCAGCGUGCUGCGCCUCGGCCUGGCCUCCACCAAGCUCACGUGCGAGGGCGCGGUGGCGGUGGCGGAGUUCAUCGCCGAGAGCCCCCGCCUCCUGAGACUGGACCUUCGGGAGAACGAGAUCAAGACGGGCGGGCUCAUGGCACUGUCGUUGGCCCUCAAGGUGAACCACUCUCUGCUGCGCCUGGACCUUGACCGCGAACCCAAGAAGGAGGCGGUGAAGAGCUUCAUUGAGACGCAGAAGGCGCUGCUCGCUGAGAUCCAGAACGGCUGCAGGCGCAACUUCGCGCUGGCGCGGGAGGAGCAGGGGCAGUGCCUGCAGCCGUCGGCCUCCAUGGCCGAGAUCGCUGUCUCUGAGCCCCAGCCAGACGCCGGCGCGCCCGCGGAGGAGCCUGCCACCGAGGCGCAGGAGAACGGGGGCCCCGGCCCCGGCGCCGGGCCGGACUCGGACUCAGACUCAGACUCCGAGGGGGAGGAUGGGGAGGAGGAGGAUGGGGACAGGGCUGAGGCCCCCUGCCCCGCCCUGGUGCCCCCCACGGACUCCCUGGGCCCUGGGGACAGGAGCCCCCCAGGCUGCCCCUCCUCCCCCACCGAGCAGCGCAUUUCCGUGUCCAGCCCGGGCCGGGGCCACAAAGUGUUUGUGGUGACCCGGGUGGAGAGUCCACCCGAGAGGGCAGAGCCUCCUGUGCCACCCGCCUCUCCUUCCCCACCUGCCCCUCCUUCCCCACCUGCCCCUCCUCGUCCUCCAUCCCCACCUGCCGUAUCCUUCCUGCCCACCUCACCUGCCCGGACGCCAGCUGAGGCCGCCAGCACUCGGGACCCAGGGUCGUCUGAGCCUCAGCCGGAGCCACCCCAGUCAGGGCCACCGCUGCCCAACGGCCUGAAGCCCGAGUUCGCUCUCGCACUGCCCCCGGAGCCGCCCCCAGGGCCCGAGGCCAAGGUGGGCAGCUGUGGCCUGGAACACGAGCUGAGCUGCUCCAAGAACGAGAAGGAGCUCGAGGACCUGCUUCUGGAGGCCAGUCAGGAAUCUGGGCAGGAGACACUGUGACACCUGAGGUGCGGUGAGGGCCUGGGGCCCCGGGAGCUGGGGAGCCAGUGACGGAGCGCCUGGCUCUGACAGGCGCCUCCCUGCGAUCUCUUCUCCCUAAGUUCCCUUCUUCCGGUCCGUCUUUGGAGAGCUGAGGCCAGAGCCAUGAGAAUCUGCUCACCCUCACCCCCAGCCUUCCUGAGGCCUGGGACCCCAGGGGGCGGGGGGCCUUCCUGGGGACCCCUGCCCCCACAGCAGCACUACACGGGGUGCAGGAGCUGCAGGGAGCGGCCCCCCCGCCCUGACUUAAGCACUUCUAUUUAUGUGUCUGACACUCGAAGACGGGGCUGGGGGUGGAUGGGAGGAGGACGCGGGGGAGGAGUGGAUACCGGCCACAGGGCCGGGCACCUUUCCCCAGGGCUCCAUGUGGCCAGGCUUGCCCCCGGUAGAGGUCAGGAGUCCUAGGUGGUGGCGGGAUGAUCCCCUGGUGGCCCCGGGCACAGGACCAGGCAGGAGGCAUGGCUUGGGAGGGGCGGUGAGUGAUGGUGGUGGUUGGAAUUUGUCGAGCAGCCCCAGGCGGGGUGAGGGCCUGGGCUGGGGUGGGUGGGGGAGAUCAGAGGAUCAGAGCUUUCUUUUUCUUAAGUGCAAUAAAUCUAUCAGGGAGCUGGGGUGGGGAGCAGCCAGGGCUUGGAGACCCUGCUGUCCGGGCCACUCGAGGCUGUGCCCUGAGAGGCACUACA